Molecule: messenger RNA, 156 nt
Organism: Funneliformis mosseae
Lineage: Eukaryota; Fungi; Glomeromycota; Glomeromycetes; Glomerales; Glomeraceae
Source: the annotation of a GenBank genome assembly
AUGAGUGAAGGCAUUGGUAGCGAUAUGUUUCGUCUUACGAUUCAAAUAUCGGUAAAAUUUGAGAGGUACUGGGUUAAGAAUAUGCAACAACCAGUUGAUACUGCCAUCGCGCUUAACGGCUUACAAGCUCGUACAAAAAGAGCUCCUAGUAGGUAA